AUGGUCCAAGCCGCCGACCCCACGCGAAAUUACUAUGCGGACCUGAGGGUUUCCGCAGACGCAAGCGAGAACGAGAUCCGCAAAGCCUUCCGGACACUGGCGCUGCAGUUCCAUCCCGAUCGCAAUCCUGGGCGCGAAACCGAGUUCGUCGUCAGGUUCCAAGAAAUCCAGGCAGCACACGAAGUCUUGUGCGAUCCCAAAAAGCGGGCACAGUAUGACGCUGAAAGGAGGAAAUACCGGAACGCGAAUGUCUCCACAAACGCAUCCAACACACCGAGAACGAGACCGCCGCCGCCGUCACGCAAUGCAUACACUACGACUACUCCCGCUGGGUCCUACUAUCGUGGCCCGCCCCCAAAACCACAGCCACAAAGCCAACGUCCACCCCCGCCGCAACAUAACAACACAUACAACACAGGCGCCGACAGGUUUGCGGGCAAAAACCACCGUGCACCACCGACAGCGCAGCGGCAGGAUACAAGGGCAAAGGAUUCAGAGGCACGGGCGAAUGUCUUCACAGCAUGGCAGAAGAUGAAGCAGCCACGAGGAGAGGAGCCCCGCCAGUACAAUCCAAAUGCCCAUAAUAACCCACAGAACAACGCCCAAGCCAAUCCCAACGGCACGCCCUUCGGACGCAGCCAGAGCACGAGGGCUCCAUCAUCCAAGCAAGGUUUUGACCCCUCGACACCAGGCGUUGAUGAAGGCCAAGCACGGUCAGCAUAUAGGAACUAUGCCCGUCCGGCUCCCACGCCCCCCGAAUCCACCACUCCCCCGCAUGCAAAGGAAAGCCAAACCGACGAUGCCCCGUACUCUGAAGGGAACCGCGUUCGCACACCGUACUUCUCCCAUGUAGCAGGUGAGCGUACAUCGAUGUUCGAGGGUGUCGGGAGGUCAUCCAGUGUGCGCAAUUCGCCCACUCAUCCUCAUAGAGGCGGCUCAUCGUACGACGCAGGCGCAUACUCAGAUUCUGGUCGUAGAACGCAGCCAAAGAAGGCCAGUGGAGGCAAAAACGUGCCUUUUGAGCAUGGAUACCCUGAUUCUAGCGACGAUGAGGAUUCUGACUCUGAACCUUAUACCAAGACCAAGAGCCGCAAUCCACCACCACAAGCUACGAAGCCGCCUCCGCCGACCUGGACCCCGCGUGGCUUCGCAACUCCCGAGCACAAGCGGCAGACCAGCGGCGCGAAUGGGAACAUGGCAAACAGCUUCAAAAGCAGGAGUGAAGAGAGUAUCAACAUGAAGUUUUCGCCUUCGGACUGGCAUGGCAAGUUCGAAGGCAGUAGUAGCUACUUCGCUCCUAACAUACAAAAAGGUGCCAGCACAAAAGGCCGAACCUCUCCAACUCGCGGCAGAGCUUCGCAGCGGAACGCAACUGACCGCAGCGCAUUCACCUCUCAGCCCAUGGGUCAGCAGCCCUCCGUAUGGGCUUUCGAACAACCACAGUCGCACCCAAUACCGCCACCGCCUCCGGGUCCGCCUCCGGGUCUCAACUUCGCUCCCCCUCCAGGCCCUCCUCCGGUGGCGCCACAUGCUACAACUUUUAGCCCUCAGGAUUGGCAAGGAACCUUCAAAGACGCGAAUUGGGUUUACAAUGAUGCAAAGGAGACAUCGCCUCGUAGACCGUCAGAGGCUACAAAGCGACCAAAGGCCUCGCGGAAAGCUUCAGUGCAAAAGAAUGGAGCCUCGAAGAACCAGGACCAUCGAGAUACGUCGCGGCCAAAGUACCAAGCCUUUGCAGAGGAGGCGCCAAGUGGUGAUGCAGACGCCAUGGACAUCGACCCUGAGCCACCAGCAAGACCAGAACCGAUCAAGAGGGGCUCCCGUACGGCACCAUCAUCUCCAAGACGGACCCCUACAGCGGGUUCGGGAGCAACACAGAAUGGCUUCAAUGCUGGAGGUUUAAAUGGUCUUGGUGCAGACUUGCUUCCGCCACUCUUUGAGCCUCAAGCGAAUGGACUUGGUGGUAUGUCAAAUAUUCGAGAUGCACUCCCUUUUGCCUCUGAGGCCUCCAGGUCACAUCCCAUCAAGGCAAAUGCUGCAAAGAGCCUCAAAUAUCCCGAUGUCCCUCACGCACCUCUGCCACCCAUAAAGCUGGAUCUGUCGUCCGCAGACGACUACUUGAUGCGCAUGGGCUCAUACGUCAAAUCAUAUAGGAAGUACUGUGACGUCCUUACUGGCCACUUUGCUGCGCGAAGUGCUGAGCUGGAAGACCUUGAUGAACACUUUAUCCACAAUCGUGGUGAGACAACAAGAAAGGUUGGCUUUACGAGCUACCUGGCUAAGAUGGAGGAGGAUGAGAGUGUGAUGGAGACGUGGAAGCUUGCACAGGAACGUCACAUCACUGCGUUGCACCAGACCGCGGACCCGAUUCGCGGCAAUGGACAAAGUAGCCUUCAGGGCCAUGUUACCACGCCUCGUUGGUCAUGUAGCUUGAAUGUGGAGACGGGCGACGAGGGUGUCUCUCAUGCUACUGCUUCCAGUUCCAGAGCAACAGAAAGGGAUGUUGAGAUUCUGACUGGUAGGCGUGUACCGACGUCUCAGCCGUUGUUGAGGAAGAAGCAUCACGUUCUUGGAUAA
Molecule: messenger RNA, 2577 nt
Organism: Pyrenophora tritici-repentis Pt-1C-BFP
Lineage: Eukaryota; Fungi; Ascomycota; Dothideomycetes; Pleosporales; Pleosporaceae
Source: RefSeq, a predicted model, not a curated record